This is a messenger RNA of Galeopterus variegatus (Sunda flying lemur), 3243 nucleotides long. RefSeq names its product Cdk5 and Abl enzyme substrate 2 (gene CABLES2). The transcript has 8 exons. NCBI's taxonomy places the organism in Eukaryota, Metazoa, Chordata, Mammalia, Dermoptera, Cynocephalidae. The coding region runs from base 48 to 1046 and encodes 332 amino acids. Gene Ontology annotation, biological process: regulation of cell cycle. The record is from RefSeq and is a predicted model, not a curated record.
GGUCACCGAGACACAAAGGCCUGAAGAAGACACACUUCAUCAAGAAUAUGAGGCAGUAUGACACCAAGAACAGCAGGAUUGUGCUCAUCUGUGCCAAGCGGUCCCUGUGUGCUGCCUUCUCUGUCCUACCCUAUGGAGAAGGCCUGCGGAUCAGUGACCUGAGAGUGGACAGCCAGAAGCAGAGACAUCCAUCUGGGGGCAUUUCCGUUUCUUCCGAGAUGGUCUUUGAGUUGGAAGGCGUUGAGCUGGGAGCCGAUGGAAAGGUUGUGUCAUAUGCGAAGUUCCUGUAUCCUACCAACGCCCUGGUCGUGCACAAGGGUGACAGCCACGGCCCACUGCCCCAGCCUCGGCCCAGCAUCCCCCGGGCUCUGCCAGGGCCAAGACACAAACCUGCCCCUGCCAAGUCAGCGCCAGCCGGCACAGAGCUAGCCACCUCCCCUCAGGGCCUGACGGUUCUGAUGGAGGCUCAGGGGCUGGCUCUGCUCACAGGGAGCGACGGGGGAGACACCCUGGAGUACAACCCCAACCUCCUGGACGAUCCACAGUGGCCCUGCGGCAAACACAAGCGGGUCCUCAUCUUCGCGUCGUACAUGACCACGGUGAUUGAAUACGUGAAGCCCUCAGACCUCAAGAAGGACAUGAACGAGACCUUCAGGGAGAAGUUUCCGCACAUCAGACUAACACUGAGCAAGAUUAGGAGUUUGAAGCGGGAGAUGCGGAACCUCUCUGAGGAAUGCAGCCUGGAGCCCGUGACAGUGUCGAUGGCCUACGUGUACUUCGAGAAGCUCGUCCUGCAGGGCAAGCUCAACAAGCAGAACCGCAAGCUGUGUGCCGGGGCCUGUGUGCUGCUCGCUGCCAAGGUCAGCAGUGACCUCCGCAAGAGCGAGGUGAAGCAGCUCAUUGACAAGCUGGAAGAAAGAUUUCGAUUCAAUAGGCGCGAUCUCAUCGGCUUUGAGCUCACAGUGCUCGUGGCUCUGGAGCUUGCACUGUAUCUUCCCGAGAACCAAGUAUUGCCUCAUUACAGACGCCUCACCCAGCAGCUCUAGCCCAAGCCGGGCAGGAGGCUGCUGUGCAGAUGCGUCCUGGCACAGAAGCCCUCUAGCGCUCAUCCCAUCGGCCCCCUUCUGCACCCACCCUCCACAGCUGGCGCAAGGCUCGUUUCUUUAGCCUGUUUCCUUGGAAAGGGGUAUUGAUUUCAUUCCACACCUCUAGGGGUAUUUCUGAGUUUUUUCCUAGAUUUUUACAUGAACAAAAUAUGGGGUUUUGUUAUUGUCUCCAUUUUCCGUGUGUCUGGCACCUUUGGUUUGUGUUGUGCAGUCAGCAAUGUCACUGCUGAUAUGCAGCGUCUUCCUCCCUUACCUCACGGAACAUUGCAGCUGUCACACCAGCGUUGUUGGGGAAAUCAGGGUCUCCAGACCUCACUGAACACUCUGGACUGCAAGUUCAACUUACGGAAGCAUUAACCCAGGCAUCUGAUAUGGAAAUGCCGCCACCUUCGCCACAUCAGCAGGAGGAGCUUUUGGUGUCAGGUUGAGACUGCAGAGCAGCCACGUUUGUCUUGCUCUCGUUUUUUGACUCUUGGACCUCUGUUUUCGGAGCAUCAUGUCACUGUGAAAUCCUGACAUCCAUGUAUUGCAUACCCUGACAGGGAUCAGCACAGAUGCUAGCCCAGCCCAUGCCAGGAUGCACCCCCUGCCUGUCACCAGGAAAGCCCACCUUCCUCAACACUCCAGGCCCUCAGGACGACCGCCGGCUCCUGAUUUGCCUAAGCGAUUUUGUGAUGAGAAAAAUAACAUUUUGGAUUUGGUUCUGAAUCUUUUAAGGGAACAAAAACUGGUUACAUGAGGUCUGCUGAAGUUGUGACUGGAAACCACACUUGACCCUCAAGCAGGAGAACACUGACCCCUUCAUAGCCCUUGGCACCCUCAAAGGGCUGGGUGUGUCAAUGUCUUCCACCUAGGAGGAAGUAGAUGCUGUCUGGGCCAACUCAGCCAGGGCAGACCACUGUGCUAAGUGGACCCCAAGCAGUGGUCACUGUCCCUUCUGUGCAGGUCUGUGCCCAUCUUCAGCUUUUCAAAGUUUGUCUGAAGUUCUGGUGAGUUCUAUGUGGUCUGCUUCUCCAGCUUGCUGCCCACCAAAACCACUCUGAAGAACCAAGAACUGUUGAGUUUUUCUUCAUGGGUCAGUGGUCUCAAAAAUAGCCAUUCUGUUGGGGCCACCAAGCUGUCUUUACCACUGUUCUAUGAACCUGCUUGUCCCCCAGUUAAUACAUUACGUUCUGUUCAUGCAGACUGGUGUUUCUGCAGAGAUGCCAGCAGUGCUGAUGACAGCACUCAGCUGCCAGCAACUCCACCCAGACCCCCACCAGAGGCACAGGACAGCUGCCCACCCACUCACUUCCUGCAGGCCCACACCCACCUGGCCCAGUGUUCCUUUUCCUUCUUGAGCCACUCACCAGGACCUUGAGAACCAGCAAUAACAGGAGUACAUGAAGGAUGGGCAGCAGGUUGGAGGACAAACCAAAGCCCUUAUUCUGACCUUAUUUAUUAUGGAGUGUCUUGUAACGAUCUGUCUUCCUAAGCCAGGGACGGUUCCAUCACACCUGAUGUGCACUCAAGAGGGAAGGACCCCACUGUGAAGCUGCUAAACUAUGUGUAAUGUUGGGCCUGAGCUGCAGGCAACUUUCCUAUGAAAAGCAACCUGUUCUGCCGCUGACACAGCACCUCAAGGGUACUUCCACCUUACGAGCGCUGCAAGGGGCUGAUUUCCAAAACACUUGUUCUGGUUUACAACCUACCCUUAAGGGACACAUCUUCAAACUUUUCAUAUAGGUAUUAACAGCAAGAAAGUGGCCAACCAACCCAACACUUUAAGUGUACUGACACAGUGAAAGUCAUUUGUCAGACUGGUGCAUUUGAAGCCCUGCCUCUCAUGCAUCCUUUUUAAUAAUGCCAGGAGCUGCUACUGUGUGUGUGGUAUUCAAGGACUACUGCAACAAAGCCAGUAGUCAAAAACAAACCACAGCCUGAACCCAUCAUCCUCUAAAACAAGUCCAGAUGUCCAAGCUGUGUGGUGGUCAGCUGGGCUGUGACCACACAGAAGCAGACCUGGUGCAGUUUGCUCAGCACCCAGCAGGAGUGGUGGCUAUAAAUGCACAAGAGUAAACCUGACCUCAGAAUGCUUAUUUGUCACAGAUGACAUAUUUAUGUUUUAAAGUAAAACUUGGUUUUGCAACAUACUUAA